AGAAGGCGCUCUUUUCAAAUGGUGUCUACUCUGAUUGAACAUAACUGUCAUAUCCACCAGCCGUGUGUGAGACGUUGGUCAGCAAUGCAUGAAGCUGCAAAACAGGGUUGCAAAGAUAUUGUUUCUCUUCUGCUGAAGAAUGGUGGAAAUGUGAACCUUAAGGAUGGAUAUGGGGUAACACCAUUAGGUGUUGCUGCUGAAUAUGGUCACUGCGAUGUGCUGGAGCAUCUUAUUCAUAAAGGUGGAGAUGUCCAGGCCUUAGCAGAUGACGGUUCAUCGAUACUGUUUGAAGCUGCUGGAGGAGGUGAUCCAGACUGCAUAGCACUUCUGCUGGAGUAUGGAGGAAGUGGGAAUGUGCCUAAUAAGGCAGGAUUGCUUCCCAUACACAAAGCGGCUUAUGAGGGACAUUACCUGUGAGUAUGAGCUUGGGCUUCACGUUUUCUUUAAGACA
This is a messenger RNA of Tinamus guttatus (white-throated tinamou), 451 nucleotides long. Lineage: Eukaryota; Metazoa; Chordata; Aves; Tinamiformes; Tinamidae. The record is from RefSeq and is a predicted model, not a curated record.